Messenger RNA from Ambispora gerdemannii, 831 nucleotides. Lineage: Eukaryota; Fungi; Glomeromycota; Glomeromycetes; Archaeosporales; Ambisporaceae. The record is from the annotation of a GenBank genome assembly.
AUGGCAGACGAACGUGGACCAAUCAAAGGAAGUUCCUCAAGUUAUGGUGCUGUUGAAGACAACACAGGCGCUGGAAAGUCGACGUCGACGGCUACGGCUGUUCCCCCGGGAUUAGAAGUACAUCAUCGUGAGCUUCAUGGUUGGAGAAAAAUCAAGUAUCAAUUCCGUGAACCUUUCGCUGAAUUUUUGGGUACUUUCACUUUUAUUACCUUCGGUCUCGGUGGUGUUGCCCAAGCAGGUGGCCACUUAAAUCCUGCUGUCACGAUAACAUUAGCAGUAUUCCGUCAAUUCAGUUGGCUAAAAGUACCCAUCUAUAUCACCGCCCAAACUUUAGGUGCUUUUGUGGCCGCAGCAGCUGUAUACUCAAAUUACAGUGCAGCUAUCUCGAAAUUCGAUGGCGGAAAUCGGCAUGUAACCGGUCAAAAUGCCACAGCUGGUAUUUUCGCAACCUAUCCGGCCGAUUUCCUUACAAUACCCGGUGCAUUCUUUUCCGAAGCACUCGGCACCUUCUUCCUACUCCUCGUUAUUCUUACAGUGACUGACGAACGAAACGCUUCAACUUUCAAAUCUGCUGCGCCAAUCAUUAUUGGUCUUACCAUUAUCACUAUUGGAUUGUCUAGCGGUUGGGAAACCGGUUUCAGUUUAAACCCGGCCAGAGAUUUUGGCCCUCGAUUGUUUACUUUCUUUGCUGGUUACGGAUUUGAAGUUUUUUCUGCGGGAAAAUUGUAUUUCUGGGUUCCACUUGCGGCUCCUGUGGUUGGUGGAUUGAUAGCUGGCUUGGUCUAUGACAGUCUCAUUUAUACUGGCAAAUCACCAUUGAACCGUGUAUAA